Molecule: messenger RNA, 2259 nt
Organism: Callorhinchus milii (elephant shark)
Lineage: Eukaryota; Metazoa; Chordata; Chondrichthyes; Chimaeriformes; Callorhinchidae
Gene: pcca
Product: propionyl-CoA carboxylase subunit alpha
Exons: 21
Coding region: 64-1869 (601 amino acids)
Cellular component (GO): mitochondrion
Molecular function (GO): propionyl-CoA carboxylase activity; metal ion binding; ATP binding
Source: RefSeq, a predicted model, not a curated record
GACAAAAUUCUUAUUGCAAACCGAGGAGAAAUUGCCUGCCGGGUUAUUAAUACUUGUAAGAAGAUGGGCAUCAAAACUGUUGCAAUUCACAGUGAUGUAGAUGCCAGUGCUGUUCAUGUGAAAAUGGCAGAUGAAGCUGCCUGCGUAGGACCAGCUCCCUCCAACAAAAGCUACCUCAACAUGGAUGCCAUCAUGGAGGCCAUUAGGAAAACCGGUGCCCAAGCUGUCCACCCAGGAUAUGGGUUUCUUUCAGAAAACAAAGAAUUUGCCAGACGCCUGGCUGCUGAAGGUGUCACCUUCAUUGGACCUGACACACAUGCUCUUCAGACCAUGGGAGACAAGAUUGAAAGCAAAUUAAUAGCCAAGAAUGCUAAGGUUAACAUUAUCCCUGGCUUUGAUGGAAUGGUCAAGGAUGCACAUGAAGCUGUCAGAAUUGCCAGGGAAAUUGGCUACCCCGUCAUGAUCAAGGCCUCAGCAGGUGGUGGUGGGAAAGGCAUGAGAAUAGCCUGGAAUGAUGAAGAGACCAGGGAAGGUUUUAGAUUUUCAUCGCAAGAAGCUGCUUCCAGUUUUGGUGAUGAUCGACUCUUGGUGGAGAAGUUCAUUGACAAUCCUCGGCACAUUGAAAUACAGGUCCUAGCAGACAAGCACGGUAAUGCUCUCUGGCUUAAUGAGAGGGAAUGCUCCAUUCAAAGAAGAAACCAGAAGGUGGUUGAAGAGGCACCAAGCACUUUUCUGGACCAAGAGACUCGCAGAGCUAUGGGAGAGCAGGCAGUGGCCUUGGCAAAAGCAGUGAAAUAUUGCUCCGCUGGCACUGUUGAAUUCCUUGUGGAUUCCGAGAAGAACUUUUACUUCUUAGAAAUGAAUACUCGACUUCAGGUUGAGCAUCCUGUCACAGAAUGUAUUACUGGCCUGGACCUCGUCCAACAAAUGAUCCGCGUUGCUAAGGGUUACCCACUUUGCCAGAAGCAAGCUGAUAUUCCCAUCAAUGGCUGGGCAGUUGAAUGCAGAGUUUAUGCAGAGGAUCCCUACAAAUCCUUUGGUCUGCCUUCGAUAGGUCGGCUCUCUCAGUAUCAAGAGCCGUUACAUGUGCCCAGUGUACGAGUUGACAGCGGCAUUCAAGAAGGAAGUGAGAUCAGCAUUUAUUAUGAUCCUAUGAUAUCAAAGCUGGUUACGCAUGGCACUAAUCGUGCAGAAGCACUACAGAGAAUGGAAGAGGCUCUUGACAAUUACGUAAUUCGAGGAGUGACUCACAACAUUGGAUUACUACGGGAGAUUAUCAUUCACCCACGCUUUGUUGAAGGAGACAUUACCACCAAAUUUCUUCCAGAGGUCUACCCAGAUGGCUUUAAAGGACAUAAACUGACAGAUUUUGAGGGCAAGGAACUGAUGGCUACUGCUGCAUCCAUUUUUGUAACUGAUUCGGUGAGGUCUCGGAAAUUCCUUGAAAAAAUGACAGGGGUUCCUGCUGCUAAACAAGAACAGAAGAACUGGGAGCUGUCAGUGGAGAUACAUGAUUCGGUGCAUUCCGUUACUGUCUCAAAAUCAGGGUCAUCAAACAUUGUAGAGGUGGAUGGAAAGACGCUGAAUGUGACCAGUGAGUGGAACCUUGCUUCAGCCUUGUUGCCUGUCACCAUUGAUGGCACCCAAAGGACCAUUCAGUGCCUUUCUCGAGAUGCAGCAGGAAAUAUGAAAAUUCAAUACCUGGGCACGGUGUACAAAAUCCAAGUACUGACCAAGCUGGCAGCAAAGUUGAAUGAGCACAUGCCUAUCAAAUUGCCAGAGGACACAAGCAGCAUCCUGAGAUCACCAAUGCCUGGAUCGGUAAUCUCUGUUUCGGUUAAAUCAGGAGAUGAGAAAAUAGAAGAGUAGCCACUGACAGCAGAUGUGAAGAGUAUGCAGUCCAAACCAUUCUGCUCUCCCAGCAAGAGAGCAACCUGCCAGGAGAGAAAACAAAGAAUCCCCUCCUUUCAGAAAUGGCUAAAAGGAAGUGUUUUGCCAGUUCUUAACCGUUGGGGGACUGAAGUAGGCACAACACCAAUAUGAAUUAUGUAAUUUUUCCACUUGAUAUACUGUGACUUAUUAAACACACUGUGUACAUUUUACCAACUACACAUUUACAUUAGCAAAUCAGUGUGACAAGAUAAUGAUUAAUUCUGUAUUUUUGUUCUGCCACUAGAUGUCACAUUCACACUUAAUACCACAUCAAAUCAUGCCAUAGCUACAAGGUAUACUAAAGCCACCUAUAGCCAGAACACUAUU